AUGACAAAAAUACAAAAUGAUAUUAUGUUACCCUUUUUUUCUGUGUCAUCAAAACAUUGUAAGAAUAAUACAAAUGUUGUUACAUACUGUAGAACAAGAAAAAGAAGGAAAAGGAAAAGGAAGAAAGAAAAGUAUUGCCAUAGAUGUAUAAAUAUCCGAAAACUUAUAAAAUAUGAAAAAUAUAACAACUUAAAGAGUAAUUAUGUUUAUAUUGAUUUAAAGAAAAUGAUAAGAAAUAAAUCAUAUGAGAAUGAUUAUAAAUAUUUUGUUAAGUAUAAUAAUAUCAAAAGUAGUAAUAUUAUCAAUAGUAAUAAUAUAAAAAAUUAUAAAAAAAAAUAUCUAGAGUCAUUACCAUUUUAUAAUGAUUCUUAUAUUACUAGUAUGUAUAUAUAUGAAUCUCUUGUUUUAGUUACAUGGUCUAAUGGGAUUAUUAGUCUAUUUAAUCAUAAAUAUAACCACAUUGUUUCAAGGAAAGUUACUAAUCAUUUAAUAAAAAAUUUGUGUAUGAAUUGUUCAGAAAAUAUGAUUGCUUUUAUGGAUAAUAUGGACAGUUUAUAUUUUAUUAAUUUAAACAAUAAUAUCAUAAAUAAAGGACUACAUAAAAAUGUGAUAUUUAUAUCUAAUGAUAUAUAUGAAAAAGGAUAUAAUUAUAACAAUAUUGAUUAUAAUAAUGAUCGAGAAAUUGAUAGGUUAUCUGUCGAUUUUACAUACAAUAAAUUAAAUAAAAAAAAAAAGAAAAUGUACGACAUGAAUAAUAAAAAGGAUAAUAUAAUAAAUGUUAUUAUAUCAGAUGAAAUAAUGAAAUAUAAUAUAAAAAAUUUAACAACCUUUUGUAUAAAUCCAUAUUACAAUAAUAAUAAUAAUAAUAAUAAUAAUAUAUGUGUAUUAACAAAUAAAAAAACAGUUUCUUUAAUAUAUAUUUAUGAGUAUCAUAUAAAUAGUGUCCUUUUAUUUAAAGAUGAUAAUAUUUUAAAUAUAUAUUGGUAUGAAUCGUUUAUAUUUAUAUGUACUCCUCUGUCCGUUUUUGUCAUCAAUUUUUUCAACAAGACAAAAAUUGCUCAAAUGAAAUUUAUUGGUAAUUUAAAUGGGAACGUGGAUAAAACAUUUUUCUUAUUUAUAGAAAAUUAUACAGGAAAGGAAAAGGAAUUUCAAGGAUAUAACAAAAUAAAUUAUAUCAAAAGAAAGGAAAAAAAAAUGGAAAAAAAAAUGGAAAGACAAAAGGAAGACCAAACGGAUAACCAAAAGGAUGGCCAAAAGGACGGCCAAACGGAUGGCCAAACGGACGGCCAAACGAAUAACCAAAAGGAUAAUACAAAAAACCAAUUAAUUCAUUGCUCCCAAAAUAAUUAUCCUUGUACAUAUGAAAACCUCUUAUAUGUAAUAAAAACAAUGUGGCCCAAUUUAUUCUCUGUUCAUAUUUGUCGCGGUAUCGAAAAAGGAGUAUAUAUUAUUGCAAAAGAGAAAAAUAUAAAAAUUAUAAAAAUUCAGAAAAUAAAUGGUAUUGAAAAAGUAUAUAUUUUAAAAGAUUUUUAUAUAGAGAAUUAUAUUUUAAGUAUAAAUAUAUUAUAUAAUACAACUUAUAAUAUAUUAAAAAAUGAUUUUUGUUUAUCCGUAAUAGCUUUUAAUAUGGAUACAUAUAUUUCAAAUGUAUUUACAAAUUAUAAGGAUAUAAAAAAAAACAAAUUUUUGGAACAUUAUAUAUUAACCCUUAACAAUUUUUUCUUACAUAAAACGAAAAUGACAAUAUUUGAAACACAAGAAAAACAAAAUGAAGAAAAUGAUAAAAUGAAACUUGAAGGAGAAAAUAUAAAUAUACAAAACAAUAGUAAUGAUUAUAAUAUUCAUGAAUUAUAUAAUAAUAACCAUAUGAUAUAUAAAACGAUUCCCCAAAAUGAAGAUCAUAAUGUAAAUAUAAAUAAUAAUUGUGCUGAUGAUAUUAUACAAUCACAAAAACAAAAAAUUACAAAUAUUUCUUAUAAUAAUAAUAAUAAUAAUAAUCAAGUUCAACCGAACAAAUAUAAUCACGCGAACCAAACAACGACAAAGGAACAAGAUAAUUUUUUCCAUUUUUAUAAAAGUAAUAUAUAUGAUAUGGAAAAUAGAACCUGUAAUAAUAAUAUAUUACAAUAUUGUGUUAUGAAUAAUAAAUCAUAUUUAUUUCAUAAUAUAUCAUCCAAAAAAAAUAUAUAUAUAAAAAAAAAGAAUCAUCAGUUUUCUUUAUUCAUAUAUUCUUCUAUUAAUAAUACAUUCAUAGAAUUUCGCCCCAAAACUAUCGAAGAAAUAUUUUAUGAAUUUAUGUUAGAAAGAAAAAAUACAAACAUUAUAUAUAAAAAAAAUAUUAUGAUCAAAAAAAAAAAAUGCAGCACUUAUAAAAAGAAUCGCCUCAGUAUUAUUUUAAAAGAAUUAAGAAAAGAUAAAAAGAACAGAAAAGAAUUAACUAAUAUCGUGUUUAAGUUAAUUGUUCACUUUUGUAAAAAUAAAAAAUAUUAUAUAGCUGCAAAAAUAUUUAUUAUGAUGUAUACAUAUUUAGAUAACAAAGAAAAGGUUAUCUAUGAUAUUAUCAAAAUGUUUUUUCUCCAUAACAAAUUAUAUAUCAUUUCAUUAUAUUACACAAAACUCAAAUAUGCCCUUCAAAAUAAACAACAUGGAUGCUUCAAAAAAAGGAAAAAAAUCAAAAAAAACAAACACGCAAUUUAUAAUAUAAAUAGAACCAUAUUUCUCACAACAAAUGAUUUAAGCAUGAAGGAUCAAAAGGAAAGAUAUUAUAAUACAAUAAGAGUGAGCAAAAAAUUAAAUAUAAAAAUUAAUUUUAAAUUAAAAAUAGAAAAAAAUGUAAAUAAGUUGGUUUAUAUCAAACAUAAUAAUAAUAUAAUAAACCCACAAAUAAAAUAUAUUACCUUGAUAAAAAUGAAAAAAAAAAAUAAAAUUAAAAGUAUGUUAUAUAUAAUCUUUUGUUUAAUAAAAUAUUAUCAUAAUAUAAAAAAUUUUAUUGCACAAGAGAAAAAUGAAAAUAAUAAUAAAAAUGAUAAAAUGAGUAAUAAUAAUAAUAACAAUAAUCAUAAUAAUAAUCAUAAUAAUAACAAUAAUCAUAAUAAUAAUCAUAAUAAUAACAAUAAUCAUAAUAAUAAUCAUAAUAAUAAUCAUAAUAAUUAUCAUAAUAAUUAUCAUAAUAAUAAUCAUAAAAUAAUACGCCCUUUCCGUGUGCAAGAAGAAAAUAAUUUAUCAAUAUAUAUUAAAAAAAAAAAAAAAGAACGUCAUAAAUUAAAAAAAAAAGAGGUAGUAGUAGAAAAAAACAAUGAAAAAAAAAAAAAAAAAAUUGAAAUGUAUGAAGAAAACAAUAAAAAUUAUUAUAAUAAAGAUAUAAAAAAAAAUCAAAAGAAUGAAAAAAAAAAUUUCUUUUUUUUAACAAAAAAUUUAUUUAACAAAUUUCUGGUUUUUUUGUUAUAUUCGAAUGUUUAUGAAUUUAAAAAAAUAUUUGAAAGUUCUUCUAGCGAGGAUUUAAAUAUAUAUAUGUUGAGUAAACAUAUUAUAUAUUUAUUAAAAGAUAAUUUUAUAUUUAUAAAUAAUAGAUUAAGAAAUUAUUAUAAUUUAUAUCGAUAUACAUUAUAUUACAGGUACAAAACAAAGAAAACAUAUAAUAACAAUUAUUUCUUAUAUAAACAAAAAAAAAUAAAUAAAAAAUUUAAAAAUUUUAAAAUUAAUAAUAGUAAUACUAAUACUAAUAAUAACAGAAAUAUUAAAUAUAAUAACAAAAAUUAUUGUUAUUGUAAUCUCAUUAGUUAUUGUGAAAAUAUUAAAAAAAAUCAUAAUAAUUUAAAAAAUAUUAAUAAAAAAUAUUAUCAUAAUAAUAAUCAACAGACUUCACAUUCUUUUUCGCCUUCUCCUUUACAUUCGACUAUAUAUUCGCCACUUCUUUGUUGUUUUUGUUCAUCUCCUUUUUUUUCUUCUUCAGCCGAAGACUAUCCUAUAAGGAUUACUUCAAGUAACGCCGAAAAAAAAAUUCUUUUAGAUAUAUUACUAUAUAUAUUUUUUCAUUUUGAUAUUAUUAAUUUUAAAGAUAUCAAUUGUUUUUUUAAAGACUGUUUAAAGAAUGAUUCAGAAUUAUUAUCUGUAAAUAAGAAAAUAUUAAAUUUUAAAGAAAAGUAUAAAUUAAUAACGAGUAUAGGAAAAAAAAUACCCGUCAACGAUAUAACUAAUAUACAGAAUAAACAAGACUACCAUAUUAAUAAUAAUAAUCAUACAAAUUGUAAUUCCGAAAUAAUUGAUCCCAAAAAAUUUUAUACUAUUCAAAAAAACGAACAAGAGGAAUAUAUACAUCCAAAGGUUCCCAAAAAUAACCAUAUUUAUCAUAUUAAUAAUCUAUGUGAUAAUUAUAAAAAGAAUAAUUCUUUAUCUUUAGGUUAUCAUAAAAAAGAUGAUAAUAAUAAUAAUAUUUACGCAAAAUAUUGUUUUGUAAACAUGAGUAAUUCAACAUAUGAUAUUAAACAAAAAAAGAAGGAGCAUCUAAUAAAAGAAAAAGAUGAAAAAAUAUUUAAUAAGAAUUGUAAAAAGUAUCAGAAAAAUGUGCAAGAUGAAAAUGGUCCAAAAUGUAAUAAUAAUAUACGCAAAAUAGAAAAAAAAAAAAUUGAUAAAUAUAAUUUUAAUAAUACAUAUAUAAUACAAGAAAGUAAAAAUGAUUUAUUAUAUAAUAAUAAUAAUAAUAAUAAUAAUAAUAAUAAUCAUCAUCAUCAUAUAAAUACAACAAAUGAUAAAUACUUUUAUAACCUAAAUAAACAUCCAUAUGAUUAUAGUCACUUCUCUAAAGAUACCUCAUUCACUACUUUAGAUUAUUUUGAGAAUCAGUGUGAUAAUAUGAAAAAAUUGGAGAUUAUAAAAAUGUUAUUAAAUAUAAAAAGCGAGAAGGUGUUUCUAUAUUUAAAACAAUGUAAUUGUAAUGUUGUGAAAGAAAUUAUUCAUAAACAUGUUAUAAAACUCUGUAAACUAAAUUUAAAAAAAACAGUAAAAUUGUUAUUAAUUAUAAAUAUAAAAGAAAAAAAAAAUGAAGAAUAUCUUUUCUAUCCACAUAUAAUUAUAAACAAAUUAAAAAAAAAACCAUAUUAUCUAUAUCAUUAUUUGAAAAAUAUAAAAGAUGAAUAUUAUAUUAGCAAAUAUAUAAAUGUAAUCAUAUUUUUAAUGUUUAUUUUUGAUCCCUUAUAUCUAGAAAAAUUUAUUAACAAAUAUUAUAAAUAUAUAUAUUUUAAGAAGAUAUUAUUUUUUAUAUCCUUUUUUAAUUAUUUAUAUACCAAUGAACAAAAUAUAUUCUCUUUUCAAAAAAAGCAUGAACAUAUUAGUAAUAAUAAUUCGCUUGAUAAAACCAUCGAAUCUGAUGAUAAAAAUGGAAAGAUUGGUAUAUUGUUAACCAAUAUAGAGAAUACAAAUCUACACAAUGUAGAAUGUGUAGAUCAAAAUGAACAACAAAAAGAUGAAAAAAAUAUAUGUAACAAUAAUAAUAAUGAUUGUAAUAAUAAUAAUGAUUGUAAUAAUAAUAAUGAUUGUAAUAAUAGCUGUAUUGAUAAACAUAUAUCUGUAAACGUAGUUGAACAAGAAAAAAAGAAUCAUAUUCUUUCAUAUAUAUAUUGCAAAAACAAUUUUAUGAUGAAUAAAAAAGAAAAAUUAUUCGUUAAUAGUAAUACUAAAAAAAGUAUGUUUUAUUUUAAAAAUAAAUACGUCUCUUUGAUUUAUAAACAUUUAUUAAAUGAUAGAGAUAAUGAAGAAGAUAAGAAAGAAUUAUUCCGUAUCUUUAAUAUUGUUCAAAACAACUCAAGAACCAAUAUGAAUAAGAGCAUGGAGUUUUUUCUACAUAUCAAAGCUUUAGUGUAUUUAAAAUUCGGAUAUAUAAAUAGAGCUCUGCAAAUCUUUUUAAAGUUGAACAAUUAUUUAAAAAUAUUUUAUAUUAUGAUACAUCAUAAUGUUAAGAUAUAUGACGAAAGGAUAAAAAGAAGGAUGAAAUAUUAUAUAGGUUCAUCAGAUUACUUUAAUAAUAGUAUUAAGAAAGAUAAAUAUGGGGUAUGUAAAAUAAGUGAUUCUAAAAAUAAAACCUUCAAUAAUAAUAUUAUUAAUAUUGUUGAUAUUGUUAAUGUUGAUAAUGUUGAUAAUGAUGAUGAUAAUAAUAACAAUAUUUAUAAUACAUAUAAUAAUUAUAAUAAUUCUUAUUAUCAUAAUUAUCAUGAUGUAAGGAACAAAUUAAACAACAGUGACAAAACAAUUCUUAUAGAAAAAUAUUAUGAAGAUAAUAAAAAUGAUUUUUUUAAAAAUAAUAUGAAUUAUGAUGAUAUAUUAUAUAAUAGAAGAGAAGCAAAUAAUUAUUAUGAUGAUACAUUAAUUUUUAAAAAUAAAAUUAAUGAGCAUAAAAAGUUCGUAGUUAAUAAAAAAUAUAAAAUUAUAAAAUGUAUUGAUAAUACAUAUACGUUUAAAGUUAAUAAAUAUUUAUCAAAAAAAAAAAUAUAUAAAAAAUUAUUUAUGUUGUAUCAUAAAAUUGUUAUUUAUAAACAUAUUAUGGAUUUAAAAAAUAAAAAUAAUAAAAUAUUCAACACAAAUGAUGAUAUAAGCUUCAAUAAUAUAAACGAUACCCUUGAAAAAAAAGAAAAUAAAUCAUGUAAUAGUAUUGAUUAUAUUAUAGAAAAAGGAAUACAUAAUAAUUCGGAGUAUUCCUUUUAUGAUCAACAAAUAAUGCUUGACUUAUAUAAUCAUCAACAAUAUAUGAUAAAUAAUAUAAAACAAGAAAAAAAUAAAAAAAUAAAAAAUUAUAAUCAUAUCAUAUCAGAAAUAAAAAGAGAAAAACAUAUAAACUCCAAUUUGUUAUGUAAAAAAAAUAGGAAAUAUACACACAAGAAGAAAUAUAAUAUGUUAUAUUUAAAUAAUAAUAAAUUUAUAAAAAACAAAAUACAUAAAUAUAAUUCUGAUACAAAUGUGUUACAGAAUUAUCUAAAUAAUAAUAUUAAUCAUCAUAUGAAUUAUUUUACAUUAACUUAUUUACUAGAACAAUGCUUUUAUAAAAAUGAUUUAUGUGAAAACUACAACAAUAUAUUAUUAAAUAAUAAAAAGUCCAUAUUUAAUUUCUUAAAUAAUAUGAAAAAAAAAGGAUAUACUAUAUAUAAUGGACAUAUGAAAAAAGAUAUAAAAAAAAAUGAAGUUAACUUAUUAGAUAUUAAUGAUUUCUAUUUUCUAAAUAAUACAAAUAACAAAACACAAAUCAAUAAAAAAAAUUCAGAUGAUAGUUUCUAUUUUGAUGAAUAUAAUAAUAAUAAACAAACACAACAAAAUCAUAAACAUAAAUAUCAUAUACAAAAAAGAAAAAUAUCUUCAAAUGUUUAUCUUUAUGAAGAUAUAAAUAAUAAUCAAUAUAUUUCAAAUAUUUCUUCUUUCUGUUCCUUAUGUUUGAAUAAUGUAUAUAUUAAUCCAAACACAAAUAAGGACGAGGCAAAUAAAAAAAAUACGCUUGUAUUCUUUUUUUGUAAUCACUUAUAUCAUUUGAAAUGUCUCCACAAUGGUGAGUUCUUAUGUAAGUCAUGUGAAAGUUGA
Plasmodium falciparum 3D7 is the source of this 7560-nucleotide messenger RNA. RefSeq lists its product as uncharacterized. The record is from RefSeq and is a predicted model, not a curated record. Lineage: Eukaryota; Apicomplexa; Aconoidasida; Haemosporida; Plasmodiidae.